AUGUGUAACGGCGAAUCCACACGUACAUCCCAAGGAGGAACCAUUGCGAUUUUGAAACCUAUAACCCCGAUAUCCUCCUCAAAUGAUGAACUUCGUCCUUGUUUACAGCGAGAACUUUCCCUCAGGUUAUCACCAUCUUCAUCAUCAGGAGCAACAACAACAACAACAACAACAACAGCAACAACAACAAAAGCAACAAUCACCGGCCUCUCAAAUUUCCACUCAACAACCUCCAAAGCAACAGAAAGUUAUUUUAUAAUCCAUCGAACAGGAGAUCUCCGACAUGAUUCUCAAAACCACCACCUAGAAGACUCAUGUAUCCUGCAUACAUUCAAAGUCCCUGGAAAUACGAUUGAUCAAGUUUCGUUUUGUUUGGGGAAGGAAUUGGAUUUGGGGGUUGGUGGGGAUGAAGGGGUUAUUGGACGACGGGUGAGUUUUUUACAAGGGGGGAGGGUUUUGGGGGAGGGGGUUAUGGGGUGGAAUUGA
This is a messenger RNA of Ramularia collo-cygni, 486 nucleotides long. RefSeq lists its product as uncharacterized. The transcript is spliced from 2 exons. The coding region runs from base 1 to 486 and encodes 161 amino acids. The record is from RefSeq and is a predicted model, not a curated record. NCBI's taxonomy places the organism in Eukaryota, Fungi, Ascomycota, Dothideomycetes, Mycosphaerellales, Mycosphaerellaceae.